UCGCGGGAUCCUUGGCAGUUCAGGCGUCAGAGUGGACCCAACAAGCGUCGGCCACGGACAUGACGCCUGAGGACCAGGUGGAGACCCAGCCGCUCCUGCGGCCGCCCGGUGUCAGCGUUCCCCGCGGCCGCCGCGUCUUCCUGGCCGCCUUCGCCGCUGCCCUGGGCCCUCUCAGCUUCGGCUUCGCGCUCGGCUACAGCUCCCCGGCCAUCCCGAGCCUGCGACGCGCCGCGCCACCGGCCCCACGCCUCGACGACGCCACCGCCUCCUGGUUCGGGGCCGUCGUGACCCUGGGAGCCGCGGCCGGGGGCGUGCUGGGCGGCUGGCUGGUGGACCGCGCCGGGCGCAAGCUGAGCCUCCUGUUCUGCACCGUGCCCUUCGUGACCGGCUUUGCCGUCAUUACCGCGGCCCAGGACGUGUGGACGUUGCUGGGGGGCCGCAUCCUCACCGGCCUAGCCUGUGGCAUUGCUUCGCUCGUGGCCCCGGUCUACAUCUCCGAAAUUGCCUACCCGGAAGUGCGGGGGCUGCUGGGCUCCUGUGUGCAGCUGAUGGUCGUCAUAGGCAUCCUCCUGGCCUACGUGGCAGGCUGGGUCCUGGAUUGGCGCUGGCUGGCUGUGCUGGGCUGUGUGCCCCCCUCCUUCAUGCUGCUGCUCAUGUGCUGCAUGCCUGAGACCCCGCGCUUCCUGCUGACGCAGCUCCAGCGCCGGGAAGCCGCAGCCGCUGCGCAGUUCCUGUGGGGCUCCGAGCAGGGCUGGGAAGAGCCCCCUGUUGGGGCUGAGCACCAGCAGGGCUUCCACCUGGCCCAGCUGAGGCGACCUGGCAUCUACAAGCCCUUCACCAUCGGCAUCUUGCUGAUGGUAUUCCAGCAGCUGUCGGGGAUCAACGCUGUCAUGUUCUACGCAGAGACCAUCUUUGAAGAGGCCAAGUUAAAGGACAGCAGCCUGGCCUCGGUCGUCGUGGGCGUCAUCCAGGUGCUCUUCACGGCCAUGGCGGCUGUCAUCAUGGACAGAGCAGGGCGGAGGCUGCUCCUCGCCUUGUCAGGUGUGGUCAUGGUGUUCAGCAGCAGUGCCUUUGGCGCCUACUUCAAGCUGACCCAGGGUGGCCCCAGCAACUCCUCACACACAGACCUCCUGGCGCCCAUCUCCAUGGAGCCGGCCGAUGCCAGUGCAGGGCUGGCCUGGCUGGCGGUGGGCAGCAUGUGCCUCUUCAUUGCCGGCUUUGCUGUGGGCUGGGGGCCCAUCCCCUGGCUCCUCAUGUCUGAGAUCUUCCCUCUGCACAUCAAGGGCGUGGCCACCGGUGUCUGUGUCCUCACCAACUGGCUCAUGGCCUUUCUGGUGACAAAAGAGUUCAGCAGCCUCAUGGAGGUGCUCAGGCCCUACGGCGCUUUCUGGCUCGCUUCCGCCUUCUGCAUCCUCAGUGUCCUUUUCACUUUGUCCUGUGUCCCUGAAACCAAAGGAAAAACUUUGGAGCAAAUCACAGCCCAUUUUGAGGGGCGAUGACAGCCCCUUCCCAGAAGCACCUCCCCUCCUAGCUGGGCUGGUUUGGACGUUGGAGGGGACAGAGCCUGCCUGUGACUUUGAGCUGGGCCUCCGCCAGAGCCCGGAGCCCCUGCCUGCCCCCAGGGAGCCAGGGUCUUGGAGCGCAGCCCCUCGCAGCCGUGUCCUCCAGGUCCCUCCUUCCUGCCCAGUUCCCUACAGCCCCCUGAGCCGCGAGCAGGAGAUUCCCAGUCCUUGGGUGCAGUUCCUGCUGCUGCUCUGAGACUGGAGAGGAGGAACAUCUUGGAGGGUCUUGGCCACCCCGUGGCCAGUCCUUCACAUGCCGUCUCUGUCAUGACACAAAAGCGACAGUGGAGGGGAGACUCGUGGCUCCUCGUUUUCUGGAGGAGGUGCCUUUGCAGGCCAGGUGGUAGCCCGUGGUCUCCUCCUCACAGGCCUGCAUUAUCAGGAAGGAACUAUGUUUGCAAAUAAAGAUUUGACUCAGAAAA
Pteronotus mesoamericanus is the source of this 1984-nucleotide messenger RNA. It is a transcript of the gene SLC2A8, whose product is annotated as solute carrier family 2 member 8. The record is from RefSeq and is a predicted model, not a curated record. NCBI's taxonomy places the organism in Eukaryota, Metazoa, Chordata, Mammalia, Chiroptera, Mormoopidae. Bases 60 to 1499 code for a protein of 479 amino acids. The transcript has 10 exons. Gene Ontology annotation, cellular component: membrane. Gene Ontology annotation, biological process: D-glucose transmembrane transport.